Molecule: messenger RNA, 476 nt
Organism: Didymodactylos carnosus
Lineage: Eukaryota; Metazoa; Rotifera; Eurotatoria; Philodinida; Philodinidae
Source: the annotation of a GenBank genome assembly
GUAAUGAACAUAAAUCCGAAGGCGGAGAAGGAUUCGCCGAGAAAACACUUGCCGCACACAACCAAUUCCGUUCAAAACAUUGUGCGUCGCCUCUGGUAUUGGAUGAUGAAUUGAACAAUAUUGCUCAAAAAUAUGCCGAACAUCUGGCACAAACAGGAUCCUUCGAACACAGUCAUACGAAAGGACUUGGUGAAAAUUUAUGGGAGAAGUCGGGUACUACAGAACUGUCGGAUAUCGAUGGAGUUAAAGCAACUAAGGAUUGGUACGACGAAGUGAAAAAUUACCGAUACGAUCAUCCCGAUUUUGCCUUAUCAACUGGCCAUUUUACGCAACUGGUUUGGGCCGACUCAAAACAAUUGGGUGUUGGUAUUGCUUACUCAGACGACAAAAAGAGUGUCUACGUGGUUACCAAUUAUAAGCCAGCAGGAAAUGUUAUAGGAAACUUUCCCAAAAAUGUUAAAAAACCAACAUGUUAA